AUGGAGCGCCGGGGCCUGGCCGCGCUCGGGCUGCUGUGCCUGGCGCUGCUCGUCCGCGGUCAAGGAGACUUCGACUUGGCCGACGCCCUCGAUGACCCCGAUCCCACGAGGAAGCCGAGCUCAGACCUGUACCCCAAGCCGAAGCCACCGCCCCAGCCGCAGCCCGGAUUUCCCUCCCAAGGCGGCGGUGGAAAUAUCUACCCGCGGCCCAAGCCGCCCCCCGCCCGCCCGCAGCCCGGCAUCUCUGACGGCGGUGGAGGUUACUACGGCGACGCCGAUGACGGCCGGUACCCACCCAGACCUCGGCCGCCCUCGGGAGGCGGUGGUGGCAGCUACAACCCUGGUUAUGACGGCUACGGAGACACGGCACAUGGAGGAGGGCGCUACAGACCCAACCCCCACGGAAGUGGUUACGGCGGCAGCGGACAGUCCACCUACGGCCACCAAGGCAACACCGUGGCCAAGGUCGUGUCUCCGAUCGUGUCCAUGGUGGUGGUGACGCUGGUGGGGGCGGCCAUCAGCUACUACAACCGGCGCAGGAACUGCUGCCAGAGAGGGGCCCCCGAGCACGUGUGAGGGCUCCGAGCCCCGCGGCCCCCACUGAGGAGAACCCCAUGGAGAGAAGAGCCCCACUGCUCCCCUCCGUCCCCGGCGAACGCUCCCCCCAAAAGUGUUUUCUCUUAGCUGGAAGCAGCUGAGCCCCUCACACCCCAGCCCCGGACGCGGCGGCCUUCUGGGGACACCUGCGCCCCGAGAUCUCGGGGAUGAGACCGUCCAUCGGCCUGUCAGCUGGAGCCUUCUUUGGGGGGCAGACUCCCACGCGGGCACCCCGAACUACCUCGCCGCGGGAUGACCCCCCGCCCGCCGGGUG
Talpa occidentalis (Iberian mole) is the source of this 871-nucleotide messenger RNA. It is a transcript of the gene XG, whose product is annotated as Xg glycoprotein (Xg blood group). The record is from RefSeq and is a predicted model, not a curated record. Bases 1 to 576 code for a protein of 191 amino acids. NCBI's taxonomy places the organism in Eukaryota, Metazoa, Chordata, Mammalia, Eulipotyphla, Talpidae. The transcript has 11 exons. Gene Ontology annotation, biological process: positive regulation of neutrophil extravasation; homotypic cell-cell adhesion; T cell extravasation.